CCAGUGUGCCCUGUCAUUCGUUUUGAGACGCCGCGUCGAUCGCAUUCGUCCAGGGUUCCACUGCCCCCGACCGAUCCCGCCGCCAGCCUCCAGAUAUGCGCGGACUAUAACGGCGCACCCAGCAAUUGAUAUCCGCUUGGCAUAUUCGACAAUCCCAUCGUCGCGUCACUAUGGCUAGCGUCCAGGUGCCGCCUGCUGUGCAGCAUGGCUCUGCCCUGCCCGCCGGCAUGACCCAACAACAGGUCCAGGAACUCUACCAGAAGUUCACGCAGAUGAAGAGACAAGGCGUCCCCAACUCCGACCCCGAAAUCAUCAAACUACAGCAGAUGCUCUCGACCAUCCACAGACAACAGGAGCUUCGCAAGCAUCAGCAACUACACUUCCAGCAGCAGCAGCAGCAGCAGCAGCAGCAACAACAACAACAACAACAACAACAACAACAACAACAACAACAACAGCAGCAGCAGCAGCAUAUGCAGAAUGGCGUUAACGGUGCCACCAAUGGUGUCCCGCCCAGUCGUCUUCCUCAACAGGCCCCUCUGCAGACGGGACAGCCCUUAUCGGCCAACGCCCUCGGCGCUUCUGCUCUACCACCUCCUUCAAAUGCCUCGGCGCCAAAUUCAGCCGGCGCAUCCUCUACCCAGGGUCAUGGUCCAAGCCAGUUCACACCGCAACAGCUAACUCUCCUGCGGUCCCAAAUACAGGCCUUCAAAAUGCUUGGCAAGAAUGCCGGCGUGCCUCUGCAGAUGCAAAAGGCCAUCUACGAAAGCCGGGCCCGACGCCAUGCCUCGUUGACUGAACACGCCGCCCAGGUCUCUGCUGCGAAUGCAUCAGCUGCAACGCCGGCCCAAGAUGCGUCCAAGCCUGACGCCAAUGGUACUGCCGAUGGUGAAGUCGCGCCAAACCCUAAAGCAACCAAGAACUUUAAGACAGUUAAGUCCCCUUACGAUGGCAGCCUCGUGCGCAAGAAUAUCAACUACAUGGAUCAUGGCCGGCGCAAGAACCGUUUAAUUAUACCCGGCAUAUUCCCUACUGGCAUCGAUUUUGAUCAACUUCGGAAUGAUCGAGAGAAAAUCGUGUUCAACCGCAUGAGCGCCAGAUACUCGGAACUGAAAAGUCUUCCUGGUAAUUUGGCUCACUGGGACACGACAAAGGAUGCUCUUGUGGCCGACGAUACGGCGAAGCGGAAGGCCAUCAUCGAGAUGAAGUCGCUGGCCCUCUACUCCAAGCAGCGGGCUUUGAGGGACAAGAUUGGGAAGCAGAUGAUGCAUUACGACAACCUCGCCAUGACGACAAACCGGUCACAAUAUCGCCGGAUGAAGAAGCAGAGUGUGAAGGAGGCUCGCAUCACUGAAAAGCUCGAAAAGCAACAGCGCGAUGCACGCGAAAGCCGAGAGCGCAAGAAGCACGUCGAUUUCUUGCAGGCUGUUCAUUCCCACAAAGUUGAAAUUCUUAACUCGAGCCAGACUCGCCGCAACAAGAUGGAGAAGAUGGGCCGCCUCAUGUAUGCUCACCACUUCAAUAUCGAGAAGGAGGAGCAGAAGAGGGUUGAGAAGACAGCGAAACAACGUCUCCAGGCCUUGAAAGCCAACGAUGAAGAGGCUUACCUUAAGCUGCUCGACCAAGCCAAGGAUACUCGUAUCACUCAUCUCCUUCGCCAGACUGAUGGCUUCCUGCAUCAACUUGCCUCUUCCGUCCGCGCACAACAGCGGCAGGCAGAAGAGAAGUAUGCAGAGGAGGGGACAGUGCUUCCAGAGGAGAGCGACAUUGAGGAGGAUGAGGGAGAAAGUGGCCGGAAGAUCGACUACUAUGCCGUUGCUCACAGGCACAAGGAAGAAGUUACCGGACAGGCUGACCUUCUCGUCGGAGGAACCCUCAAGGAGUAUCAGAUCAAGGGUUUGCAGUGGAUGAUUUCGCUCUACAACAACAACCUCAACGGUAUUCUAGCCGACGAAAUGGGCUUGGGCAAGACAAUUCAAACCAUUAGUCUGGUGACGUACCUGAUUGAGAGGAAACAGCAAAACGGGCCGUACUUGGUCAUAGUCCCGCUUAGUACCCUGACCAACUGGAAUCUCGAGUUCGACAAAUGGGCACCUGGUGUAUCCAAGAUCGUCUACAAGGGUCCUCCAAAUACCAGGAAGCUGCAACAGGAGAAGAUUCGCCAGGGCAAAUUCCAGGUUCUCCUCACAACUUACGAAUAUGUCAUCAAGGACCGACCGCUUCUGAGCAAGAUCAAGUGGUUCCACAUGAUCAUCGACGAGGGUCACCGUAUGAAAAACUCAAACUCCAAGUUGAGCUUCACCAUUCAGCAAUACUACAGCACCCGGUUCCGCCUCAUCCUCACUGGUACCCCUCUCCAGAACAAUCUGGCAGAACUGUGGGCCAUGCUCAACUUUGUCCUCCCCAACAUCUUCAAGUCGGCCAAGACUUUCGAUGACUGGUUCAACACGCCCUUUGCCAAUACCGGCGGCCAGGACAAGAUGGAGCUCACAGAAGAAGAACAAAUUCUCGUCAUUCGCCGUCUCCAUAAAGUGCUCCGCCCCUUCUUGCUGCGUCGUCUGAAGAAGGACGUCGAGAAGGACCUUCCCGACAAGACGGAGAAGGUCAUCAAGUGCAAUUUCUCGGCCCUGCAAUCACGUCUAUACAAGCAGAUGGUCACUCACCAAAAGAUUGCUGUUAGCGACGGCAAGGGCGGCAAGGCGGGAGCUCGUGGCUUGAGCAACAUGAUCAUGCAGCUGCGGAAGCUUUGCAAUCAUCCUUUCGUAUUCGACGAGGUGGAGAACCAGAUGAACCCGAUGAAUGUCAGCAACGAUGUUCUCUGGAGAACCUCGGGCAAGUUCGAGCUCUUGGACAGGAUCCUUCCAAAGUACCAGGCGACCGGUCAUCGCGUCUUGAUGUUUUUCCAGAUGACGGCCAUCAUGGAUAUCAUGGAAGACUUUCUUCGCUACCGCAACAUCCAGUACCUCCGUCUCGACGGCACCACCAAGUCUGAGGACCGCUCUGACCUUCUCAGAGAUUUCAACCGACCAGAUUCGCCCUAUUUUAUCUUCCUACUCUCCACCCGUGCAGGUGGUCUGGGUCUCAAUUUGCAGACGGCUGAUACUGUCAUCAUUUAUGAUUCCGACUGGAAUCCUCAUCAGGAUUUGCAGGCUCAGGAUCGUGCCCAUCGUAUCGGCCAGAAGAAUGAGGUGCGGAUUCUCCGCCUGAUCAGCUCUUCGUCAGUCGAAGAAAAGAUUCUAGAGCGUGCCAGAUUCAAGCUCGACAUGGAUGGCAAGGUCAUUCAGGCCGGUCGUUUCGACAACAAGUCGUCAGAAACAGAUCGAGAUGCCAUGCUCAGAACACUCUUAGAGACGGCUGAUAUGGCCGAGUCUGGUGAGCCGGAAGAGAUGGACGACGAAGAGCUGAACAUGAUCUUGGCCCGGAGUGAGAACGAGCUCGUAGUUUUCCAGAAAAUGGACGAGGAACGCAGUCGUGAUCCCGUCUAUGGAACACUCCCAGGCUGCAAGGGUGUACCGCGCCUUAUGGCUGAGAAUGAACUGCCCGAGAUUUAUCUUUCUGAAGGAAAUCCUGUCGAAGACGAGGCGGAGGUGAUCCUCGGCCGCGGAGCUCGCGAGCGCACCAAGGUGAAAUAUGACGACGGCCUCACCGAGGAGCAGUGGCUCAAUGCGGUUGAUGACGAGGAGGACACACCCGAGGCUGCUGCUGCGAGGAAGCAGGCGCGUAAAGACAGGAGGGAGAACAACAGGAUGAAGAGGGCUUCAGGUAUGGUUGCGUCUAUGGAGAAUUCACCGUCCGCCAGCCGCGCUAGUACCGAGGAUGUCGAGACACCGGUGAAGAAACGGGGCCGCAAGCCUGGCAGUAAGAACAUCGAGAAGCGAAAAGCAGAAGAAGGUGAAGACGAGCCACCGGCAAAGAAGCGUCGUGGCCCCCUUGGCCGGCCGAAAUCGGUUGCUGCGAACGGCGCAGGCAUGUCGGCCGAGGUCCGUGACAAGCUGCAGCGGAGCUUGAAGAAGAUCUAUGAGGGCUUGAUGAAUCUCGAGGUAGACGAUGAAGAGCCCGAGGAGAAACCCGAGGGCGAGAAGGAUGACGAAGACGGGCCGCCGAAACGCCUGGUCAUCGGGCCGUUUGUCAAACUGCCGCCAAAACGAGACUGGGGCGACUACUACCUUAUCAUCCAGAACCCCAUCUGCAUGAGCGACAUCCAGAAGAAAAUCAAGAAGGAAGAGUACCACAGCCUGGUGGCGAUGCGUAAAGACCUGGAGCUUUUGGUGAACAACUGCCGAACUUUCAAUGAGGAGAGUAGCGGAAUUUGCGUCGAUGCCAACACGAUACAGGCAUUCUUUAAGGCGCAAUUUGAAAGGGAGCUCGCAGAAAACGCCGACCUCCGCAGCCUAGAAGAAGGUUCGCCACCAAAGGACACAUCGGCUCCUCCCUCGACCAUGUCGGCCAUGUCGGCCACUCCUCAACCCACCCCUAGCGGGCCGACCAGGAUCAAGCUCGUGUCUAACUCAAACGGUGCCAGCCAAAUAAAUGGCGGAAGCAGCGGUGUACAGAGUGACGAGGACUGAAAAAGGACGAGAGGUGGUGGCGGUAAUUUGCUUGCCCGUUUUUAAUGUAUAUGUCUGCGCAACUGAUCCACAGCGGCGUUACAACGGGGUUGAGGGGUGAACUUGUCGCCUUCUUUUUUUUUCCUUCUAUUCUCC
Molecule: messenger RNA, 4703 nt
Organism: Lasiosphaeria miniovina
Lineage: Eukaryota; Fungi; Ascomycota; Sordariomycetes; Sordariales; Lasiosphaeriaceae
Product: SNF2-family ATP dependent chromatin remodeling factor like protein
Exons: 3
Coding region: 171-4568 (1465 amino acids)
Biological process (GO): positive regulation of transcription by RNA polymerase II
Cellular component (GO): nucleus
Molecular function (GO): DNA binding; ATP-dependent chromatin remodeler activity; histone binding
Source: RefSeq, a predicted model, not a curated record